AUGGCGAACAGCGACGAUAACAACCCCCGCCGCGACCCCAACCGUCCCGAGGACAACCCCUUCAUCGCCUUCCGGCGCUUCGCCGACUCUCAGGUCUCGUCGCUCCUCAAUACCGUCUUCACACUUCCCGCGACCAUUUCGAACUACAACUACGCCCACCAAGCCCGUGAGCAGUGUCUGUUUGGCAAAGCAGACGAGCGACAAUGCGAUAAGCUUCACGAGCUGGAGGCUGAGAUAACAGAGCUGCGACAUGAAGGCAGAGAGCUGUUCAGGAGGGGCGAUAUACAGGCUGUACUAAGGAAUAGCGAGGAGCUGAUGAGGUCUGAUCGGAGAGCUGAUGAGCUGCGAAGAGACAUUGUUGAUACGGCUGCGAGCACGCAAAGAGGGGAAAUCGUCGGGCACAAUGACAGGGAGUUGGUAGAGAGGGUCGCCAACGAGAAGGGCCAGGAGUGGGGUUGGUCAUGGGAUUGGGGCUUCCCUAAGCCUUUUGAUCAUGAUGAAAAUGCCUCUAGGGCAAUGACAGAAGAAGAUGCGGCUCGGCAGGCGAGGCAGAUUGAGUUGAUGCUUCAGCUGCAAUCUGAGGUGAAGAAGCUAGUUGGCGAGAGCACGUACGACGACGCCAUGGCAGCGCCUCGCGUAUGGUCGUGGUCGCGAUCAUGGCAGUGGCCGCCGCCAGCAGAAGCAUCGCGACCCAACGAUUCUGCGUAUUCGCCACGCGUGCUCGAAGAGGAUCAAGAGAUGAAGAAAUCCGGUGUCCAAUGGCAGAAGGCAUACGAGGAUCUUCUGCGCGCUGAACGGAACGAAAGGCCGCACUGUAUGAGGAGCGACGAACCCGUUUUCCCACAGCACAGAGGCAGAAGAAGCCUUUUCCUCGACCUAGAUGGGCGGUCGGGUGAAGGGAAGCCGCUCAGCGAGUCUAAGUGGGUAGCUCGGCGAGGCUUAGAGGAGGAGGAGGAUGAGCCGAGCUACGAGUACGCUCACGACCAUGAGGAUCAACACGACGACCCACCUAGCCCGAAAGUACAGAAGGUGCUUGAGCAGGAUGCUCAAAAACCUAGUCAGGCGUGGCAAUCUGAAGAGCGAGAGACACAGACUGAAAUGGAUGCCUACGAACAGUUACUCGCCUCCAAAGAGCAACCCUCUACUUCCCCAGCAUACCUAAACAGUGGAACAGCCAAAUCGUCGAUCCUGUCAACUCUCACUUCUACCGAACGCACAGUUGCGCCUGAUGGCUCUGUGACGACAAAGGUCGUGCUCAAGAAGCGUUUUGCUGAUGGAAGAGAGGAAAGCUCAGAGUCUGUACGCACGCAGCACGGUCAAGAAGACAAUGCGCUAGCAAAGGAUUCUUGGAAGGAUAUGCCAAAUGUGCAAACCCCAUCCAUCGAAAAGGACAUCAGCAAGAAGACUGAGAGGGGAAGAGGAUGGUUCUGGUCAAGUUGA
Molecule: messenger RNA, 1440 nt
Organism: Cucurbitaria berberidis CBS 394.84
Lineage: Eukaryota; Fungi; Ascomycota; Dothideomycetes; Pleosporales; Cucurbitariaceae
Exons: 3
Coding region: 1-1440 (479 amino acids)
Source: RefSeq, a predicted model, not a curated record